Molecule: messenger RNA, 1257 nt
Organism: Danaus chrysippus (African queen)
Lineage: Eukaryota; Metazoa; Arthropoda; Insecta; Lepidoptera; Nymphalidae
Source: the annotation of a GenBank genome assembly
AUGUGUCCUGGUUUUCAGGAAACAAUCGUAUUAUUGCUGGCGUUGAGCGGGCUGGCGUUAUCAGCGGAUCUAUGUUGUCCGAACGAUGAGAUCAUAAGAUCAAGAGGCUACUGUGGAAAUGGAUCCUACAGGAUCAACAUGAACUGCUCCCUGGGACACAUACUGCUGAGAGACAUCGUACUAAACGGGAAUAGUGUUUCAACGUUGGACUCUCCCGGAUUUGUGUUCGUUGAAGAUCCCUCUUUGUAUUGCAUCGGUAAAAUGUAUAAGAAUUCAUCGGAGCCGGAUUUGGGUACUAUCCCAGUUGCUGUGGUCUGCUUUGAGGAGAUCAAGAACUACGACAUCGAAACUGGUGGAGUUCUAACACUGAUAUCCGUAGUAUUUCUACUAGCCACCUUCGCUAUAUACAUGUACUUGCCACAAAUGAGGGAUCUGCAAGGGGUCUGUUAUAUGAGCAUGUGUGUCAGCAUGGCGCUGGGAUUCUUAUCACUAGGGAUACUACAGCUGAGUCCUGGAUUUAAGGGUGAAAUAUGCACCGUAACAGGUUUCCUUGUCUACUUUUGGAUGAUGGCCACCUUCUUCUGGAUGAACGUCAUAAGCAUCAACAUGUACAGAACCGUGGAAGAUGCAAGCUACUUGAAGAAGACAGAAAAGAAACAGUACUUUAUGUAUAACUGCUACGCUUGGGGUUUUACAAUCUUCUUCCUCAUAGUAUCGCUCAUUACUAACUUCGUGGAAGGGGGCCACUACAAGCCAGGAAUUGGAGAUGGCAGCUGCUGGUUUAAAGGACGGACAGAAACUUGGAUAUUUUUCUACGGACCCAUAGCUAUUCUCAUCGCUACAAACGUGAUCCUAUUCGUCCUAUCUUCCUUCAACCUCUGGAGACACACCAGGAAAUAUGAAGUCAAUAAACUAAAUAACCUUAAACAUAGGUUCUUAGUGUCCCUGAAGCUGUUCCUUGUCAUGGGAAUUUCAUGGAUAUUUGAGAUCGCUAGCUUCGCACACGGAGAGGCCCAUAUAAUUUGGAAAAUAAUGGACACAUUCAACUGCCUGCAAGGUAUCGUGAUAUUUCUGAUUCUGGUCGUGUUCCGAAGACGAGCUAUGCAAGGUCUGGCAGGCGAGAACUGCUGUCUGUUUAUAACACGACCCAUAGCAGAGAAACUGAGUCCUCACGACGACUCAGAUGACCAACAAAUACUAGCGGAUGAUACCGUCGAAGUUAGUCUUUGUUUAUAUAUGAUUGUAAUAGAACUAUGA